Molecule: messenger RNA, 2801 nt
Organism: Betta splendens (Siamese fighting fish)
Lineage: Eukaryota; Metazoa; Chordata; Actinopteri; Anabantiformes; Osphronemidae
Gene: hmgcs1
Product: 3-hydroxy-3-methylglutaryl-CoA synthase 1 (soluble)
Exons: 10
Coding region: 320-1867 (515 amino acids)
Biological process (GO): acetyl-CoA metabolic process
Molecular function (GO): hydroxymethylglutaryl-CoA synthase activity
Source: RefSeq, a predicted model, not a curated record
UUUGUCCUCAUCCCACUGUUUGAGCGAUAACGACACUAUAUUACUGAGCACCACGUCGCGUUAGCGGUAGUUCGGGGUUCUGGUUAGUUGCUAAGUGUCCAACGCACAAACAGCAGCUGUUUACCUAGCUAGCAUUAGCGUUGUUUACUUGUCACUCUAAAGUCCGACCUCGCAGCGUCCGCGCGUGUAGCGUUACAGCUGACACGGGACCGCGAUCACCGUAACCUUGACAGGCUGAGGACGGUGGAGCGACAAGCUUCUUAUGUCCUAAGACACUAUGGGCGCACAGCUCAGAACCUGAAACCCAUCCAACUUGAAGAUGCCUGGAUCAGCCCUGACUAGUUGCUUGGGCCCGUGGCCUAAAGAUGUGGGUAUUAUUGCCAUGGAACUGUAUUUCCCUGCACAGUACGUAGACCAGGCCGAACUGGAGCAGUACGAUGAAGUGCCAGCGGGCAAAUACACGGUGGGCCUGGGCCAGGCCCGCAUGGGCUUCUGUUCUGACCGCGAGGACAUCAACUCCCUGUGCCUGACUGUGGUCCAGAGGCUCAUGGAGAGGAACGGCCUGUCCUACGACAGCGUGGGUCGACUAGAGGUCGGCACCGAGACCAUCAUCGACAAGUCCAAGUCCGUCAAGACGGUGCUCAUGCAGCUGUUUGAGGACUCUGGGAAUACAGAUGUGGAGGGCAUUGACACCACAAACGCUUGCUACGGUGGUACAGCUGCACUCUUUAAUGCUGUUAACUGGGUGGAGUCCAGCUCAUGGGAUGGCCGCUAUGCUUUAGUGGUAGCUGGGGAUAUUGCCGUCUAUGCCACAGGAAACGCCCGGCCUACGGGUGGUGCUGGGGCAGUGGCCAUGCUGGUCGGACCUAACGCUCCUCUGGCCUUUGAACGAGGUCUGCGAGGCACACACAUGCAGCACGCCUAUGACUUCUAUAAGCCGGACCUGGUGUCGGAGUACCCCGUGGUGGACGGCAAGCUGUCCAUAGAAUGCUACCUGAGCGCCUUGGACCGCUGCUACUUGGUGUAUCGCAACAAGAUUCAAGCUCAGUGGCAAAGAGAGGGUCUAGAGAAGAGCUUCAACCUGGAAGACUUUGGUUAUUUAGUCUUUCACUCCCCGUACUGCAAGCUUGUCCAGAAAUCGUUGGCCAGGCUGAUGCUGAAUGACUUUCUGAACUGUCCCAACCCCAACACCGAGACUGGACCCUUCAACGGCCUCGACGCCUUCAGGGACGUACGGCCAGAAGACACCUACUUCGAUCGGGAUGUGGAGAAAGCGUUUAUGAAAGCCAGCGCAGACUUGUUUGAGAGGAAGACAAAGUCCUCUCUGUUGAUCUCAAAUCAGAAUGGAAACAUGUACACACCUUCUGUGUAUGGUUGCCUGGCAUCAGUUAUUGCACAGCAGACGCCCUCACAGUUGGCCGGGCAGAGGGUUGGAGUUUUCUCCUACGGCUCAGGAUUUGCUGCUACUCUCUAUUCCCUCAGAGUCACGCAGGACUCCACGCCAGGAUCGAGUCUGGACAAACUUGUGUCAAGCCUGAGUGACCUCAAAGUCCGACUGGAUGCGAGGACAAAGGUGUCGCCGGCGGUUUUCUCUGAGAACAUGAAGCUGAGGGAGGAGACUCAUCACAUAGCCAGCUACGUCCCUCGCAGCUCGGUGGAGGAGCUCUUCCCAGGGACCUGGUACCUGACGCGGGUGGAUGAGAAGCACCGGCGUGAAUACGCCCGCAGGCCUCUGGACAACGGGCUGCUGGUGGAUGUGGAGCGCGUUCACGCCAGGAACACGGCCGAGCACAUUCCCAGUCCGGCUAAGAAGAUGCCACGUAUCCCCUCAGCCAACAGCGGCCAUGACACGGCUGUCAGUAACUGAGAGGCUGCAGACACCUCGGAGGUACAGAAACUAGACGAACCUCACAGUGACGAUGGAGACCUGUGCACAGCUGGAGACGAUUCUCUCCUUCCACCUGAUUUCAUCAACUUUACGUUUACAUUUUUACAAAUUUACAGUUUAUGCAGAAUGCACCUUUUUGUAUGUGGGAAGGUGCUGACAAGCCUGCUGUUCUGGCAGCUGGUAACAGGAGGAGGAAAUGGACAUGACCAUCAUAACUGCUGCUGAGCGGCAGCAGUGACGUCAUUCAGGACCUUUGGCUCCUACAGGAUGCAGCAGCUUCAUCAGGAACCAGGGUGCGAGUCUAGUGGACACGUGCUGGGUCUUCUUCUAAACUGCUGGUCUCAAUUUCAAUCAGGAUCUGUAGAUAUGUGCACAUGGACUAACUAUUUAUGAAGAAGCUACAAGUGUUGGCUUAGUUAAUUAGUAAAUUAUCUGAAGUUACUCUGUUCAGUUCUUGGCUGUUGGUCAAAAGAGCAGAUGUGCUGAAAUCUAAACACUUUGUUUCUGAAUCAAUCAAACAUCGUCAUCCUAAACCUUUAAUUACAUGUAAAGUCACACGUUCACGGCUUUGAUGUAUUCAACUGCAGCAUUAACAGUGGGACAGUGAAUUGACUAAGGCUUCAGUAAGUAAAGCUGUGGACGGUUGGUCUCUGGGUUCAGACCAGUGAGGAGUCACUAUGUUCCUGAGAAGCCUUCCAAAAAACAUGUAUGAAAUGUAAACAGACUAAAUAACUCUUAUAAUGUACAGAUAUUUUAUAUUGUACAGUUGCAUUUGGUUCCUCUGAAGUCGGACCCUGCUCCAAUCUGAGUUGGUUUGGUUCCAGGGGCCCAUCUCAGGUUAUACUGUAUAUGUGUAGUAGAUACAUGUAUGUAAACAUGUAGCUUUAGAAUAAAUGAACACUGAACAAACGUG